Molecule: messenger RNA, 1047 nt
Organism: Hibiscus syriacus
Lineage: Eukaryota; Viridiplantae; Streptophyta; Magnoliopsida; Malvales; Malvaceae
Product: auxin-responsive protein IAA16-like
Exons: 4
Coding region: 162-905 (247 amino acids)
Biological process (GO): regulation of DNA-templated transcription
Cellular component (GO): nucleus
Molecular function (GO): protein binding
Source: RefSeq, a predicted model, not a curated record
CAACAUUUUCACAUAUUCUCCUACCCACUUCAUUUGCGAUUCCUCAAGAAAAUACACUACAAACGAAAAAAAAAGCGAGAGAUAGAUUCCGAGAGAAAGAAAAGGAUUAAAGUUGAAGGUGGAAGGAUUUUUCGCGUAAAAGUUUGUGUUCAAGUAUCAUAAUGACCAGCAUUAUGGGCACGGAGCAUGACAAGUAUCACACAAUUAAUUUCGAAGAGACGGAGUUACGUUUAGGGUUGCCCGGAGGCAAGGGAAACGAUGGUGAAACAAUCAAAUAUAACGGCAAACGAGGGUUUUCGGAGACAGUUGAUCUGAAGCUUAAUCUAUCGGCAAAGGAGGCCGAAUCCGAGGAGCCGGAGAAGAUGAAGGAGAAGAGCUCUAUUGCACCUCGUUCUACUGACCCUGCAAAGCCACCUGAAAAGGCACAAGUGGUGGGAUGGCCACCAGUCAGGUCCUUCCGGAAGAACAUCAUGGCUGUCCAAAAAGCCAGUUCCGAGGAGGAAGGCGACAGCAAAAAGGCUGGAAACAUUACAGCCACCGCAGUCGCGGCAUUUGUUAAGGUCAGCAUGGAUGGUGCACCUUAUCUACGCAAGGUACACUUGAAACUUUACAAGAGUUACCAAGAACUCUCCGAUGCAUUGAGCAAAAUGUUCAGCUCCUUCACUAUUGAUAACUAUAGAUCACAAGGAAUGAAAGACUUUAUGAAUGAAAGCAAAUUAAUAGACCUUUUGAAUGGUUCUGAGUAUGUUCCUACUUAUGAAGACAAAGAUGGAGAUUGGAUGCUCGUUGGAGAUGUCCCAUGGGAGAUGUUCGUUAAUUCUUGUAAACGUUUGCGAAUUAUGAAAGGAUCUGAGGCGAUCGGACUUGCACCAAAAGCAGUAGAGAAGUGCAAGAACAGAUGCUGAAGUGGUUCAACAACAACAAUCUCAAUCAAAAUCAAUCCGUAUGCCCAACCGGCUUAAUCGAGAUCAAGCAAGAAGAAAAAAAGAUCAAAAAAAUAUUAUGAGAAAUGUAAUUUGGUGAUUUUAAAGUAGAAAUAUCAAAUGU